This is a messenger RNA of Drosophila obscura, 1052 nucleotides long. RefSeq names its product osteocalcin 2. The transcript is spliced from 3 exons. The record is from RefSeq and is a predicted model, not a curated record. NCBI's taxonomy places the organism in Eukaryota, Metazoa, Arthropoda, Insecta, Diptera, Drosophilidae. Bases 162 to 902 code for a protein of 246 amino acids.
UCUUUGGCAUCAUUCGGUGCACUGCUCGGCGCUCUACGGAAAGGAAAACAAUUAAUACACACAGCAUACAUACUCGUAUAUUGUACAUUUUAAAUAAGAAUUUUCUACAUUUGUGGAGUGUACUAUUAUAGUUAUACUAACCUCUGUCUGCAUACUGCAUAAUGGUCAAUGAGCUAAACCGGCCACCGAAUGGGGAAAAUGCCGCCCUCAGCGAGCGCCUGGCCGCCUCCAAUCGGCAGCUUCAUGAGAUGCAGGAGGAACAUCGUCUGCUGCUGGAGGAAAUGGAAACCUUGAGAACACGCGCUGCAGAGCUCACCCGUCUGAACUCCCAGCGCCAGCAGCUAAGGCAGACAGGGCGCGGCGAAGAACAGCAGCCCCUGGCUACGUCGCCCAGUUCAGCAGAAACUCCAAUCGCAGCUCCAGUCGACCCGGAACCAGUUGCCGCCACUUCUGCCCAGGCUGUCGAAGAAGAGGAGGAGCACGGCGAUGAGGACAAAGAAGAAACAGCUAGCUAUCUGCAGGAAAAGUUGAAUGAGAUUGCCAACCUAAAGGCUCAAUUCAAGCGAGUCCAGCACAUGGUCGACACCACAAAGCUGAUCGAGCAGCAUGUGUCCACCAGGGAAUCUGUGCAGACCUCAAGUACCUCGAGUAGCUCAAGUCAGAGCAGCAGACAGACGACAAGCACAUCAAAUGCCAGCAGUCAAGUCCAAGUGGCGGCAGAGACGGAAGAGCCAGGUCGCACCGCUGCUGCUCCUGACAACGCGGAGCUGCUCAAUUCCAUGCUAAAUAUGUUUACGGAUUUCACCAGCGACCUGCGAGGCCAGGCGGAGAGUCUACGUUCGGAACGCGAUCGCAUUAGGACGCUCAAAGAAGAGAUCAUUAAGCGUAAACAGGGGAAAUAAUCUUAGCAAAUUGAACAAAAUCGCGGUUUAACGACUAACAGCCGCCACUUACCAACAAUGGAAUUAUGUAUUCAUAUCGAAAAUUAGGCAAAACACACAUAAAUAUCUGUUGAACCCCAUAGCUAAUAACAGUAAAUAAACAUGUUGAAA